CAAUCAUUGAAUCCUCUUUCCACACAAUAAAAACACAGAAAAUAAAUUCUUUUUUCUUUCCAUCUCUUUACACACACAUUUUCUUCCCUCCCAAGAUCUUUUUUUUUUUAGCACAAACCACCCAAAAUCUCAAUUCAUCUCUCUCUUUUAUUAAAUUCCAUCCUCUUCUCUUUCGCAGCAGCAUAUAUAUCAAUCAACAAAAAAAAAAAAGAAAAAAAAAAAAGAAAAGAUUUUUAUUCAUAUUUAUUUAUUUAAAUUCUGAAAUGUCUUUGGUGUAUACAUUUUUCAUUCCGGAGGAAGCCAUGGUGGAAGAAGAAUUCGAGUGGGAUAAUGAAACAUAGCACUCACCCAAAAAAAAAACCCAUUUUUUUUCUUUUAUUAUUUAUUUAUUUAUUUAUAUUACGUCGAUCUUGAUCACCUUCUUCAUCUGGGAUGUCAGCUGUAUUUACUGAUUCAAUGGUGAUGGCUAACGGGCCCGACGGCGGGCCCGUUAACGGCGCCGUUAAUAAACUACCAGGCCAAAUCGAGGUUGAUUUCGUUAAAUGCGAUUGCUGUGGGCUGACGGAGGAAUGCACCCUUUCCUAUAUUGAAACAAUUCGCGAAAGGUAUGGUGGGAAAUGGAUCUGCGGGCUUUGCGCAGAGGCAGUGAAAGACGAAAUAUUACGCUGCCAGAAGCUAAUAAGCCCGGAUGAGGCAAUAGCCCGACAUCUCAGCUUCUGCAACAAGGUUCGGGCUUCGGGCCCACCGCAGGAUCCAACAGUGCAUUUGAUUCGGGCCAUGAGGCGGGUCUUGAGGAAGAGUUUGGAAAGCCCGAAAUCUAUGCCGAGUAGCCCGACGAAGAAACGGGGUCAACUCAACGUGAAGGGUUCGGUUUUGGCCCGGUCGGAGAGCUGUAUGUCGAGUUUAACCCUGGUUGAUGCCUCGCUCUAUGACGGAAUUGAUGGAGGUUGUGAAUGAGAAGUGGAGGUCAAUAUGGUCAAUUUGUAAAGUAUUUUAAAGAAAUUGAGAAAGUGAAAUUAUCAGCUAACCGAAUAAUCUUGUUACUAUGGAAUAAAGAUGAAAUAAUUAUGUAAGUUUGAUCAUGUUUGUUUCUUGCCUUCAAUCAAGAUAAUGUUAUGAUCUUUCGAGU
Messenger RNA from Erythranthe guttata (spotted monkey flower), 1129 nucleotides. RefSeq names its product DUF1677 family protein (DUF1677). The record is from RefSeq and is a predicted model, not a curated record. NCBI's taxonomy places the organism in Eukaryota, Viridiplantae, Streptophyta, Magnoliopsida, Lamiales, Phrymaceae.